This is a messenger RNA of Dibothriocephalus latus, 498 nucleotides long. NCBI's taxonomy places the organism in Eukaryota, Metazoa, Platyhelminthes, Cestoda, Diphyllobothriidea, Diphyllobothriidae. The record is from the annotation of a GenBank genome assembly.
GCUGAAAGUCUCCUCAGCCGUCUUAUGGAACGCAUUGCCGCGGGAAUCGAGCCACCAGGCUAUCCCACCUCACCGUCUCCCUCCUAUCACACUGAGGGUUAUCCUGCCGGUGGUUCGUCUUACAACUCUCAAACCCUCGGCCGAUCGUCUGACCCGCAGUACUCCCGCUCUCGCCAGAUUCAGAUCACCUCCCAUGCAGGUCUCUUGGUGGUCGUGUUAGACUGUGUGGGACUGCUUACUCGUCGCUUUCCCCACCUCUCCAAGGCCACUCUGGACUGCCUUUCGGAUUUCUUACUCAACCCAAGUCCCACUCUCAGCAAGCUCAAUCGCACAGCUGGGCGGGGUACAAUUGCCAGUCAUCGUUCUACCGCCUUGACCGGCCGUCGCGUUCCACGGCAGGGUUCUUCUACCACUUUGGAGCGUUCCAGUCGUGCCUCUCGGUCUCAACAACUUCUGGAUCGUAUUCGUGCUACCGCCAUCCACAGUCUUUGUCGGUAG